AACCAUAAGCACCUCUGCAUAACCAAAAAAAGCUAUGGCUGAAAGCUUAAGUUCUAUUCUCAUUAUCUAUCUGAUAUGCGUUGCUUUCCUUGGCAUUUCUGCUACAGCAGCUAGAAAUGGACUGAAAAAACCAUUUUCAUAUUUUGCAUUAGACGCCACUACAUCAGGCAAAGAUGAUGCUUCCUCCUUCAGUGGGAGUAACUUCACUUAUGUCUGUGACCCUUCUAGGUACGCUGCCCUUGGAUUGGACAUGGCAAAUUUUGUCUUCUGUGACAAGUCCCUUCCCUAUGAUGUUAGGGCUAGAGACUUGGUAAACCAUAUGACAUUGCAAGAAAAGGUUCAACAGCUUGGACAUGGUGCUUAUGGUGUCCCUAGGUUAGGGUUACCUAAAUAUAAUUGGUGGUCUGAAGCCUUGCAUGGUGUGUCCAGUGUAGGCCCAGGAACUUUCUUUGAUGAAGUUGUUCCUGCUGCAACUAGCUUCCCUACUGUAAUACUCACAACAGCUUCUUUUAAUGAGUCUUUAUGGAAAACUAUUGGCCAGGCUAUUUCAACCGAAGCAAGGGCAAUGUACAAUUUAGGUCGGGCCGGAUUAACUUUCUGGAGUCCGGUUAUUAAUGUAGUAAGGGAUCCUCGAUGGGGAAGAACUAUUGAGACAAACGGAGAAGAUCCUUUCAUUAUAGGUAGAUAUGCUUCUAGUUUUGUAAGAGGCUUACAGGAUGUUGAGGGGACUGAAAAUUACCCAAAUCCAGACUCUAGACCUCUUAAAGUUUCUUCAUGUUGCAAGCACUUUACUGCCUACGAUGUUGACAAUUGGAAUAAUAUUAUACGUGAAACCUUCGAUGCUAGAGUGACUGAACAAGAUAUGGUAGAAACCUUCAAUCGACCUUUCGAGAUGUGUAUUAAAGAAGGUGAUGUCAGCAGCAUUAUGUGCUCUUACAAUCGUGUUAAUGGCAUACCUGCUUGUGCUGAUCCAAAACUCCUAAAUCAAACCAUUAGAGGAGAGUGGAAUCUUCAUGGAUAUAUAGUCUCAGAUUGUGAUUCCAUCCAAGUUAUGGUUGAACGCCAUAAAUUUCUUGGUGACACCAAGGAGGAUGCAGUUGCAAGAACACUUAAAGCAGGAUUGGAUUUGGAUUGUGGAAAAUACUACACCCAAAACACUGAAUCCUCAGUAAAGCAAGGAAAGGUCAGGGAAGAAGACAUAGACAGGUCACUUAAAUAUCUCUAUGUGGUGCUUCUGAGACUAGGGUUCUUUGAUGGAAGCCCUCAAUUUCAAUCUCUUGGCCUGAAAGACGUGUGCUCCGAACAACACAUUGAAUUAGCAGCACAAGCAGCGAGGGAAGGAAUUGUCCUCCUCAAAAAUAAGGAUGAUACUUUGCCCUUGAAGUCUGAUACGAUAAAAACCUUAGCUGUGGUUGGUCCUCAUGCUAAUGCUACCAACGCUAUGAUUGGAAAUUAUGCAGGAAUUCCGUGCCGAUAUAUCUCUCCUAUUGAUGGGUUUUCGACAUAUGCAAAAGUGAGCCAUGCAAUUGGAUGCGAUGUUGCUUGUAAGGAUGACAACUCGGUACUCCCUGCAGUGGAAGUUGCACAAGAAGCUGAUGCUACUAUAAUAGUAGCAGGUAUUGACUUGUCUGUUGAAGCCGAAAGCAACGAUCGGGAGGAUCUCCUCCUCCCUGGUUACCAAACUGAACUUAUCAACAAUGUUGCGAAUGCUGCCAAAGGUCCAGUUAUUCUCGUAAUCAUGUCAGCAGGAGGGAUAGAUAUCACUUUCGCUAAAAACAAUGACAAUAUCAAAGCCAUUUUGUGGGCUGGAUACCCUGGAGAAGAAGGUGGUCGAGCCAUUGCAGAUGUUGUUUUUGGAAAAUACAAUCCUGGAGGAAGACUACCACUUACUUGGCAUGAAGCUGAUUAUGUUAAUCAACUACCAAUGACAUCUCUACAAUUGAGGCCAAAUGAUGAAUUAAGAUAUCCAGGUCGAACUUACAAAUUCUUUAAUGGCUCUACAGUUUACCCAUUUGGGUAUGGACUCAGCUACACUAACUUCACUUAUAAGUUAACAUCUCCAAGAAAAUCAGUCGAUAUAAAACUAAACAAGUUCCAGCAUUGCUAUAAUUUGAAUUACAAAGAAGACACCUCCACGCCUCCAUGUCCAUCGGUCCGAACUAAUCAUUUGUCCUGUAAGGAAAUAUUUCAGUUUGAUGUUGAAGUGAAAAAUGUGGGAUCCAGAGAUGGAAGCGAAGUUAUGAUUGUGUACUCGAAGCCUCCGGAAGGAAUUGUAGGGGCAAAUAUAAAGCAAGUGAUUGGCUUUAAGAGGCUUUUUGUUAACGCUAAAAGUAGUCAGAAGGUUAGCUUUGAGUUUAAUAUUUGUAAAAGUUUGCAGAUCAUAGACUAUAAUGCUUAUAGUGUUCUGCCAUCAGGAGGGCACACUAUCAUGAUUGGGGAUGAUGUAAUUUCUUUUCCAAUUCAAAUUAGUUUUAGUUAGGUAAUUAGUAGAUUUUAGGGAGCAACAUAGCUAUUGUCUCGUAGUUAAUUUGAAGGGAAUAAAGUUUAGUAAUACACUUUUGAUUUAUGAUUUUGUUAGCAAA
Molecule: messenger RNA, 2582 nt
Organism: Jatropha curcas
Lineage: Eukaryota; Viridiplantae; Streptophyta; Magnoliopsida; Malpighiales; Euphorbiaceae
Source: RefSeq, a predicted model, not a curated record